Molecule: messenger RNA, 840 nt
Organism: Vicia villosa (hairy vetch)
Lineage: Eukaryota; Viridiplantae; Streptophyta; Magnoliopsida; Fabales; Fabaceae
Product: succinate dehydrogenase [ubiquinone] flavoprotein subunit, mitochondrial-like
Exons: 5
Coding region: 436-840 (134 amino acids)
Biological process (GO): mitochondrial electron transport, succinate to ubiquinone
Molecular function (GO): electron transfer activity; succinate dehydrogenase (quinone) activity; flavin adenine dinucleotide binding
Source: RefSeq, a predicted model, not a curated record
UCUCGUUCUAAACCCCAGUUUUCAACAAAUUUCACCGAAAACGGAAUCGAAGAAGAAAGCCGCAUCAGAAUUUUCAACGAAUUUCUGAGUUCUUCUCAUAGAGAAUCCAAACCCAGUUUCAUCGCAUUUCACCAAACCCUUUUCACCAUCGCAGUGACGGCAACGAAGCUGAAGAAUGUUCACCAUCGCUCAUUUCACAGGACGACAUCGCAUUGGUAAAACGAAGGUUCUCAAAGGAAGCCUCAAGAACAAAGGCAAUGACGUGAAAAGCUUGGACAAUUGCGAAUGUGUAUUUUAUGAAGAUAUUGAAGGCUCACAAGAUGUUCGGAAUCCAACCGUAUCUGCAUUAACUUUUGGCAAAUCGACCAAUUUAAGGUCUUCUAACCAGGACAUCACUUGUUGCCAUUCUUACUCGGGAAUCCCUUCAUUUGUGAAAUGCCUUCAAUUUCGGAUCUGUUCUCUAUAGUAACAGACCGCUCUCGUUAUACACAUCACAGAGAAAGAUGGCUUGCCGGCAGUUAUGGGCUUCAAGAGCUGCAUCAUACCUCAGGAUCUCUGUCUUUCACAGAAGCUUCUCUUAUGAAUGGUGGAAACUCGUCUUAUACUGUUGUAGAUCAUACUUACGAUGCAGUUGUGGUUGGUGUUGGUGGUGCUGGUUUGAGAGCUGCUAUUGGACUUUCGGAACAUGGAUUCAAUACUGCUUGUAUUACUAAGCUUUUCCCAACUCGUUCACAUACUGUUGCAGCUCAGGGAGAGGUUUUUAUUGCAUUGGUGAUUUUGAAAUAUGGGUAUUUGUUAUGGAUUCUGUUGGUUGAGUCUUUUGGUUGGUUGCCAGUAUGA